This is a messenger RNA of Malaya genurostris, 1384 nucleotides long. Its product is annotated as IgA FC receptor. NCBI's taxonomy places the organism in Eukaryota, Metazoa, Arthropoda, Insecta, Diptera, Culicidae. The transcript is spliced from 4 exons. The coding region runs from base 111 to 1205 and encodes 364 amino acids. The record is from RefSeq and is a predicted model, not a curated record.
UGAACGUCGAGUUCGCUAGCCCAGUUUUAUUCACCGUCGAACCAUUGAACUCGGAAGUUUAAGGUAAUCAGCUUGCAGUGUUUAAACGAAAGUUGCAGGACUAGAAGCAAAUGGAUGCCAUACUACUCGAGCGGGAGCGUGUUCUGUUCCGAAUGAAUGAGGAAAUAAAUGCCAAAUCCAGGGGAUUGUUCGAGCUGAAUGAAAAUGCCAGCUGGAUGAGUACCAAAAGGCGCAUGAGAAAUAACAUUCGUAAGUUAAAUAACCAUUCGAUUAUCACCGAUGAUUCGGAAACCACAUCCGGCGAUGGAGGCAACAAAGAAAAUGACAGUGAUCCGAUCACCACUCCUUCCGAUACCGAAACUGAACUCAAUGAAAGCUCACAAUAUACGGAAAAUAUUUUUCACGAUAGCGAAAAAGAUUCUAACUCGUCGGAUGGAGUACAGCAGGAUCUUCAGGUUGUUAAAAUGAGCGAUAAAAAAAUUAACAAUAAAACCGUUGUCAAGCAGACCGCCAGUGCCAAAAAUGUGAACAAGAAUAUGGCCGAUGUGGUACCGAAAGUUUUGGAAAAGAAAAAUAUCAGCUCAGAAGGAUUAAUCAAGUUUCUCAAGUCCAAGGUGGCAAUUAUUCAAACGGAACUGGAAACCGUUCAGAAGCAAAAUGAAGCAAAUGUAAAAGAUCUGAAUUUAGCCUUGGAUCGAUUGAAACAAAUGGAUAACUUCAAAGAGCAAUUGUUGACCAAGAAUUCAGCUUUGGAAAGAACAGUUAAAAGGUUUGAAGAUCGUAAUUUAGAACUAGACAAGUUAGUAAAGGAAAAGGAAGUGCACAUUCUGAACAAUGCAAAAGAGCUGUCAACUGCUCGUACAGAGAUUCGCUGUUUGACCCAAAACAAUCAGAAUCUGGAAAAGAAGUUGUUCAAAGCUCAGGAAGACAUUGACGGUCUUAAAAUUAAAUUGACUAUUGCUAACGAUGCUGAAAAGGAGACCCGAGAUGCAGCACGUCAGGAGCGAUUGACCUACGAAAAACAGAUUAAGCAAUUGAGGAAACAAAGAGGUGAGGUGUUGGCUGACUACAAGAAACUGCUGCUGGCCGUAGAUCAGAUGAAGAAGCAAAACUUCCACAUGGACCAAGCACGCCUCAUGAGCGACUUCGAGAAGGAUUACUUCAGACAUCUAGAGGAUGGCUCAUCCGUUUCUAUCUCCCCAUAAACAAUGUGUUUUACAUUCUUAAGAAAAGUUAUCUCAUUUAAAACGUGUUUGAAAAAUAGUUUAGGAACAUUGUGAAACUCUUUUACGAUUGUAGAAACUGACUGAACCAAAGAAAAAAGUGUUGUUUUCGAAUAGCAAUGUAGUGCCAUAAAUAAAGCAAUAUGCAAACGUAGCAAAAA